Colletotrichum destructivum is the source of this 1716-nucleotide messenger RNA. Its product is annotated as Putative histidine phosphatase superfamily, clade-1, 6-phosphofructo-2-kinase. The record is from RefSeq and is a predicted model, not a curated record. Gene Ontology annotation, biological process: fructose metabolic process; fructose 2,6-bisphosphate metabolic process. The transcript is spliced from 6 exons. Gene Ontology annotation, cellular component: cytosol. The coding region runs from base 1 to 1716 and encodes 571 amino acids. Gene Ontology annotation, molecular function: ATP binding; fructose-2,6-bisphosphate 2-phosphatase activity; 6-phosphofructo-2-kinase activity. NCBI's taxonomy places the organism in Eukaryota, Fungi, Ascomycota, Sordariomycetes, Glomerellales, Glomerellaceae.
AUGGCGAAUACAGACGAGAUCUCCCGGGCUUCGAGAGGACUGGGAAUCCCCUCUGCCGUCCUGCAACCUCGGCCAGAACUUGUCCAGGAAGAAGGUAUUGACAUCAUUUCUUUCAACAGCACCGCCGAGAUCGCGGCCAACGCUCCCCGAUACCGCCGCAAGAGCUCAACGUUCAUCGAUGGCAUCCACGAUGUUCCUGAAGACCAAGAUAUGGCGCCGGCCCAGCUCUACAGCACCAUGUCCGGCCGCCUGUUUCACUCUGGCCGCAUUGCCAUUGUCAUGGUUGGCCUUCCAGCUCGUGGCAAAACUCACAUUUGCGUGUCUCUGGCGCGUUACCUCGGCUGGUUGGGAGUCAAGACUCGCAUUUUCCACCUUGGAGACUACCGUCGUGCCACAGUUGGCAAGGGCGGCAUCGUUCCCGAAGACUACUUCUUUCCGGAUGCGUCUCCUCAGUCAGUCAUUCUUCGUCAGAAAAUCCUGAAGAAAUGCCGUGAGGACAUCUACGCCUGGCUGAACCAUGAGAAUGGUCAGGUCGCUAUCUACGAUGCUGUCAACCCUACUGCCGCUGGUCGUCGCGCGCUUGCUAAAGAGCUCGCGAAGCAUGACGUUCAGACACUCUUUAUCGAGUCCUACGUCAAUGACGAGGGUAUCUUGCGUGAGAAUGCCCGCAACGUUAAGAUCUCGUCCCCCGACUUCGCCGGCAUGGACCCCGAUGAGGCCGCCAAGUUGUAUCUGCGCCGCAUUGACAUGAAGAUCCCCGUCUUCGAGACCAUGGACGAGAAGGAGCUCAACUACAUCAAGAUGAUCAAUGCGGGCCAGAAGUUUUUCUACAACAACGUCUCCUUCGGCUACCUGUCUCACCGUAUUGUUUUUUAUCUCACGAACCUCCACAUCAAGUCACGCACCACCUACUUUGUCCGCGCCGGCGUCACAACGGAGGAGGAUUCGUACAAGGCUGACGCCCCUCUUUCCGAGGAAGGUAUCGCGUAUGCCGCCAGGAUGUCCGAGAUAUUGUUGAAGCACCGCGAACAGGAGCGUGCCGCCCUCGUCGAGCGAGGUGGCCCUGACGUCCCCCUCCGCCCCCUGUCCGUCUGGACUUCCACUCGUUGCCGGACCGUUCAGACUGCCGACUAUCUCAAGAAGAAGGGCUUCAAGGUUCGCCAGCGCUCGCAGAUGAGCCAGAUCAACCCUGGCGUCUGCGAGAAGAUGUCGGAGCGUGCCAUACGUCACCUUUACCCCGAGGAAGUCGAGAAGCACGAGCUUGACCCGUACCACCAUAGAUACCCGCGGGCUGAGUCCUACCACGAUCUCGCCGUUCGUUUAGAGCCCAUCAUUCUGGAGCUGGAGCGCGAGCAGAGCGAUCUACUCAUCAUCGCCCACGAGUCAGUCCUCCGCGUCCUGUACGCCUAUCUGAUGCACUGCGCCACGAUGGACAUCCCCGUCCUCAAGUUUCCCCGUGACGAGAUCAUUGAGAUCAUUCCAGCCGCCUACCAGAACGAGGCCAAGCGUAUUCACAUCCCUGGCAUCGACCCCAAGAUCACACCCGGCUCGCCCGAGGAUAUCCACAUCCCCGUACCCGGAAGCGGCCUCGCCAGCGGCAAUCUGUCCCCCAUGCCGGGUCUCUCGUCCCCUGCAGAACCCGCUGAGCGUCCUCCCGAGAAGGUCAUUAACAAGGCCGCGGAGAUGGUUGCCGACAGACAGAACGACGAGGACUAG